Osmerus eperlanus (European smelt) is the source of this 4493-nucleotide messenger RNA. Its product is annotated as CREB-regulated transcription coactivator 2-like. Gene Ontology annotation, cellular component: nucleus; cytoplasm. Gene Ontology annotation, biological process: positive regulation of transcription by RNA polymerase II; protein homotetramerization. Lineage: Eukaryota; Metazoa; Chordata; Actinopteri; Osmeriformes; Osmeridae. The record is from RefSeq and is a predicted model, not a curated record. The transcript has 14 exons. The coding region runs from base 84 to 2738 and encodes 884 amino acids. Gene Ontology annotation, molecular function: cAMP response element binding protein binding.
UCGAAUUGCCAACGGCUAGCCAGCUAGCUCGUUCUCAAGGGAGAGUUAGGGCAGUUAACUGAACUAUAACAUUCGUUAGGAUAAUGUUCAUGUCAGGUACGGGAAACGGGGGCUACGGGCAUGGACAGGGGCCGGGAUCGAAUGGUUCCUGUAAUCCGCGGAAGUUUAGCGAGAAAAUAGCGCUCCUCACCCAGCGACAAGCGGAGGACACCGCUGCUUUUCAAGAGGUUAUGAUGGACAUCACGUCCACCAGGGUUUUGGUGCAGAGGGCGCGUCAGGCCCGAAGCCAGGGCCUGUAUUACGGAGGCUCCCUGCCAAAUGUCAAUCAGAUCGGGAGGAACCCCUCAGACUUCCAGUGUCACUCCCAGGGCCCGCCCUCCUGUGGCCCUGACUCAGGAUGCCCCACGAGACGCCGCCCAAUGGCAGACCCAGGACAGAGUGACGGACAGCUGAGCUUUCCAGUUCGAUCUGUCAGACGACACAUGGACAGUGCUCCCUACAGGCCAGUCCAUCUGUCUCCCCCUGCGGAGCCUUGCUGGAAAAGGAGCUGGGCUGAAAGCACCCAGAUGGACACAAGCAAGCAUAUUCAGCCUUCCAUGACAGCACUCAACAGGACAAACUCGGACUCUGCUUUGCACACCAGCGUGAGGAACACACACACAGGAGACCUGUUGAGCCCCACACAGAGAACCAGGCACAGAAUGUUUCCGUACCCAGUGCCCCCCAUAGAGGAGAAUGUUCUAGAGGAGGGGAAACUGUCACACAGUUCCAGGAAGUCGGCUGUGGAACACAACAAGGCCUGUGAGCUUCCUGGUAUCAAAAUCCUGUCCUCCCCAGACCAGCAGCUUGGUUCUCUCCUGGACCUUCCUGCUGCCCUCAGUGCCAGUGGCUCCCUGCCAGACCUCUCCAGCCUGCACCUGCCCUCCCCACAUCCAGGGGGCGCCAGCCUGGACUCAGACAGCCUCCCUGGCUCCCUCAGCAUGGCCUGCAGCACAGGACACCUACCAGGGACGACCUCUGACCUGAAAGACCUGGUGGCCCGGGAGGACCAGUUCCACCUGCCAGGUCUGUGUGUGUCUCUGCAGGGUUCUAUCAGCAACCCUUUGCUCCCCUCCUCCCUCAGUCACCCCAACAUCCAAUCAUCUCUCAGCAGCCACUCCCUCCCAUGCUCCCUAAACUCUGCUUCCUUACACCUGUCGCUAAGCAACCCCUCCCUCCAGUCCUCGCCCAGCAACCAAUCCCUGCAGUCCUUCCUUAGCAACUCUUCCCUCAGUGGACAGUCCAUCCAAUCGGCUGCCAGCCACUGCAGCUACAGCAGUGGGAUUGGUGGGUCUCGUUCGUGCUCCUCCUCCUCCCUGUCCGCUUCCCCGCGUCCUACUGGCCAAUCCGUGUCCAGGAGGCGGACCCCUCUCAGCCCAUUGGUGGUGCCCCCUGGUGGAGAGACUCGGUGGCACCAGACCAAGCAGUUCUCUCCUGUUGGCUCGCCGACCCUCUCCUCCAUAACUCAGGGAGUUCUUCUGGACACCAGUAGCCAGGUACCCAAGGAGCAGAACCCGAACCAGGGGAGCCAGCCCACCCACCCCCCAGCCCAGGGACCCAUCCUGCCCCAGCAGCAGCUCUCUGUAUCGGAGGCACAGCAGCAGCAGACCUGCCUGGAGCUCCAGCCCCAGACAGCACAGCACCAGGACAAACUCCGACCAGGACACUGUCCACAACAACCACAUCAGCUCCCACAGAAACAAAACAUCCAGUCACAAAAACACUAUUAUCAACACCAUCAACAAGAUCAACAACAACACCAUCGACAACACCAACAACAUAUUCAAGAACAUCAACAACGACAGACCCAGGUGUAUCCAUACCUGUACCCGCAUAUUCAGACAGACAGGCAGGACCUGUCAAGUCAACAACAACUCAGCCAACAUCACCAAAGACUUUACCUACAACAACAUCAACAAGCACACACUCAUUCAUAUCAACAUUUCCAGCACCCCCAUCCGACCCCAAACCAGCACCCACACCCCCAUUCUCAGCCUCACCCCCAGCCUCUCCCCCACCAACACCAGCCCCACUCCCACCCUCAUCCCCACCAAACCCAGCCGCAGAGUGUGCGUCUCCAGCCCCAGCAGAUCCAACAUGGCGGCCAGCUUCCCCAGCAGCAGCACAGUGACCAGCACCAGUGGGGUAACCAGCGGCCAUACCUGCCAUUCCAGGGUGCCGACCUGCAGAAGGUUCCUAAUGGAGAGGUGGGCCGGAGACAGAACCAGGGGAUGGGCUGGGGCCAGCAAAGGAGGCCACCCCAGACUCUGGAGGCUGCUUCCCAGAGUCCCUCCUCCCUGGACCAUCUCCAGAAGGGCUACAUGGGCCUCCACCUGACACCCAGCCAGACUGAAGCUCUCUCACAGCAGUUGGUCCAGCUUCGCAAGGAGCCUCCCUGGUCAGAACUGCCGGGGAUGGACCAGAACCACAGCAGCACAGAGUUCCAGAACCACAACAGCACAGAGUUCCAGAACCACAUCAGAACAGGGUUCCAGAACCACAGCAGUACAGAGUUCCAGAACAUGCCUAUGACAGUGUACAACGACCUAGACACCCUGCCCAUCCUGGGCUUUGAUGACGACCCGUUCAGCCUGGAUGACCCCCUGCAGAUCGACCCUCUCGACCUGGAGGAGCUCCACAUGCUGGGGGGGGACAAAGGGGUGGAGGAGGCGAGCCUGUGCUCCACCCUGCUCAGAUGACCCUCUCCCUCCUCCACCACCCUCCUCUCCCCCUGCCCCCAACCCUCCCCUUUUCUUCUCCACCCUCUGACACCCUCCUCUCCCCCCUGCCUCCUCCCCCCCCCUUCCCUUCCUUCACGCCCCUAUUCAACCUCUUCUCCCUCAUCCCCCAUUCUCCCCCUUCUUCUCCCUAGCCUCAGCCCUGUAUUUACAAACAACAAUGUAUUCAUCCAGCAGAGGGACCUAUGACCUCUUCAGAAUCAGAAUUGUGUUUAAUCGCCAAGUGGUCACAAACAAGGAAUUUACUUUGGUGGGCAGGUGCAUACAGUGAACAUUUAAACAUAAUGAACAAAAGGAAAAUGUAGAAAAUGUACAACAAAAUAAAAUAAACUACUGGCAGAGCUAUACAAUAUAAUAUAAAAUAAAAAAGAUUAUAAUAAAUUUAUUUUUUUAUAGUAGUCAAAUGCUCUACCACUGAGCUCUACCCAUCCUCUCAGUAUGCUAACAUGUAGUUGAACUGCACCCUACUCAGGUUCCAACUCUGGGGGUUCUGCCAAACUCAGGAUCAUGCUCUAUACUACACAGGAGUCUCCAGAGAGAGGCACGAGUGGCCGACACUAGAUGAGGUAACAAGGGUCGAGCACCAGCAAGCAUUGAGCAUUUCUCUCUGAAAUAAGUAGUAGCCAGUAAUAAACCAUGCUUUCAUAGCCAAAUUAAUGAAUGAAUAACUUUUUUUUAAAAUGUAAAAAUAGCUCUUAGAAAAGUUCCUCUGCCCCUAUUUCAUAUCUCAGUGAAGUCAGUGCCUGUCAUCGUUUUUCCUGUCUUAGCUUGGGUUCAGGUCAUAUGUUAGGAUCAAUAUAUUAUAUUACAUAAAUUAUGGUAUAUUCAACCUAGGUCAUAGCUGGCCUCGUGAAUAGGCUGGUCUGGUAACCAUACAGCUCUACAUAGGCUCUAGGUCAUGAAAAACAACAUUAUAUAAUAAUGUUGGAGACCUCAAUUUGCUACACCUUUACACAUACACAUUCUCAUGUACCAUGGUUAUGAUUUCCUGUUGUGCUUUGCCUGCAGUGUGGACUCUCCCUGAGCCACACUUGUGUUUUAGGAGGAUUUGGGGUUUUGCUUUGGCACAUUUCUGCUGUUGCUCAUUCAAUACAAUACACCCUGGAGAGAAACUGAAAUAAUGAUGUAAUAAUGCCCUUGGACUGGUGACGGGCCAAAGCAUCAUCAACAUAACCUGUUACCCUCUCCUACUAAAUCUGAUUGGUUGUACAGACAAUGUGUUGCCCAGUACCCUUCUGUGAUUGGACGGCUCUCAGACAACAGUAUUAGUCCACAUUCUUCUAUGUCAUUGUAAGACAACCAAUGGGAAUUGCAUUUCUUUACAUUUUACUUUGUAUUCAUUUAGUCAGGACUGCUGUUGCAACUACAGCAGCUACUUGCAUGCAGUGAAGCAUUGGAAUGUCUAACCCUUUCCAAAACAAUGCACCUUACCAUAGUCUACUUUAUAAGAGAUACAUGCAACAAUAUCUGAAUAUGAAGGUAUAUAUUUGUUAUAUAUUUUUGUAUUUAUUUUGAGCUUUUGUUUGUGAUACAUUAAUGUUCAUAGAAAAGCGAUAUGUAAACCACCCUUUUCACUCUCAGGUAGAGAUGAAAAAUGUAAUGUAAUUUUUUUACAAAAUGUGGCCAAGCAACUUUUGUAACAUUAUUUUGCUAUGUGCUCAAGAAAAACUUCCACAAAUGCCUGAUAAAUAAAACUAAUUUGUUUGUGAAAAAGCC